This is a messenger RNA of Cyphomyrmex costatus, 3916 nucleotides long. RefSeq names its product MAGUK family member discs large 1 (gene dlg1). Gene Ontology annotation, cellular component: neuromuscular junction; neuron projection; postsynaptic density membrane. The transcript is spliced from 21 exons. Bases 1 to 3117 code for a protein of 1038 amino acids. Gene Ontology annotation, biological process: embryo development; regulation of postsynaptic membrane neurotransmitter receptor levels; cell-cell adhesion. NCBI's taxonomy places the organism in Eukaryota, Metazoa, Arthropoda, Insecta, Hymenoptera, Formicidae. The record is from RefSeq and is a predicted model, not a curated record. Gene Ontology annotation, molecular function: protein kinase binding.
AUGUGUCGUGCUGGCUCCCGGAGCCUCGAUGAUCUUGACUCCGCGAGCAUGAAGCACCCAUCGAGGUCAGCGGGUCUCGAGGUUGCUAUGGCGCUUUUCGGCAUGAUUUGGCUGCUGCGCGUCCGCUCUGAGAUGCGUCGUUGCUCGAAAUGUCGGCACGAAGAGAUGCUCGCACAGCAGCAGCAACAGCAUCAGCAGCAAGUGCAGUUGCACCAGCAACAGCAUCAUCACCACCAGCAUCACCAACAACGUACCCUGUCGCAGGCUACCAGCUUGUUGCAGACGAUGUCCGAUGACGGCGUUAGCUCUUCCGCCAACACCCUCUUUACGUUGGACACUCCGGGAGCGGCUGGCCCGGCCGGAAGUUACUGCGAAGUACACGGAUACGUUCAGGCGAAAGAAGAUAUCCAGGAGUUUUACGAGCUGACGCUGCUCGACGAGUCGAAAUCGGUACAGCAGAAAACGGCGGAGACGAUCCGCAUCGCGGACAAAUGGGAAGCCAGCGACGGGCCAAUCACGCCGACCUUUGCCCAGAACGAGGAUGGUCCAGCCUCCGCCUUGCCGUUGACCCAGACUCUGUCGAAUAUUUAUGGCCGCAGAUCGGCCAGUCCUGAUGUUCCAGGCUCCAAUCUAGAUGAAACUCAGAAAACGAGGUUUGAUGGUAUAGGGGUGGAGGAACAAUUACCACCACCGCCGUCGCCACCCAAGCUGAAAGAAGCAGCCCACCCGGAUGGAAUUCCCGGACUGAAUUCAAUCGAGCGUAUCCUUUAUCCAGAUGGUAUUCCGCACCUUAGUCAUGAGACGCCCAACAAGAGUCAUGACAGCUGGCACGGACACGAUAGUGACCAGGCACACACUCCUCUUCUCGCGGCCGACACGAGACACGUGAAUGGCGACGAUGAGUGGGACUACGAGGAUAUUAUUUUGGAGCGGGGCGGGGCGGGUCUAGGUUUCAGCAUUGCCGGCGGCACAGACAAUCCCCAUUACGGCAACGACACCGCCAUUUACAUUACUAAGCUUAUACCGGGCGGUGCCGCGGCCGCGGACGGCCGGCUACGUGUCAACGACACGAUAUUGCAGGUGAACGACGUAUCCGUUGUCGACGUACCGCAUGCGGCCGCCGUAGACGCACUCAAGCGGGCCGGCAACACCGUCAAACUGUAUAUACGCCGACGGAAACACACGCAGUUGAUGGAGAUCGAGCUGAUCAAGGGUAACAAAGGCCUUGGCUUCAGUAUCGCUGGUGGUAUCGGCAAUCAACAUAUACCAGGUGACAAUGGAAUCUACGUGACCAAAAUCAUGGACGGAGGAGCUGCCCAAGUAGAUGGUCGCCUUGUUGUCGGCGAUAAAUUGGUAGCCGUCAAGAAUGCUCUGCAGGGCGACAAAAAUUUGGAAAAUGUAACACACGAAGAAGCAGUGGCGAUUCUGAAAGCAACCCAAGACCGCGUCGUACUUUUAGUUUCUAAAACGGAAAGUGGAAUUAUCCCCCCACCUCCUCCUCCAGUAGCGACGGACAAUUCUCUCUCAUCUCAGCCACGUAAGCAAAACGGCUCCGUGUCUGCGAUGGAAAACAACACCGCGGCUCUACCAUAUUCGCAGGAAUCACGCCACGCGUCAUCUCUUGCUUUGCACGGCACUGGGACACCACGGGCAGUUUCCCAGGAGGAUGUGUCACGGGAAGUUCGAACCGUCGUAUUAAAUAAAGGCUCUCCUGGUCUGGGUUUUAACAUCGUUGGUGGUGAAGAUGGUGAAGGCAUCUUUAUUUCGUUUAUUCUAGCCGGAGGUCCGGCCGAUCUCAGUGGUGAAUUACGCAGAGGCGAUCAGAUAUUGAGCGUUAAUGGUAUCAAUCUCCGAACAGCCACCCACGAGGAGGCCGCCGCGGUUCUCAAGGGUACUAGUCAAACAGUGACGAUCGUGGUGCAAUACAAACCGGAGGAUUACAACAGAUUUGAAGCGAAGAUCCAGGAUCUUAAACAACAAAUUUCGCAACAGAAUGUAAUGACAGGCACCCUCAUGAGGACCUCUCAGAAGAAAUCACUUUACGUGAGAGCGUUGUUUGAUUACGACCCCAAUAAAGACGAUGGUUUGCCGAGCCGCGGCUUGGCGUUCCGUUAUGGCGAGAUCUUGCACGUGACGAACGCUAGUGACGACGAAUGGUGGCAGGCGAGAAGAGUCACCCCACAGGGCGAGGAAGAAGGUCUAGGUAUAAUACCCUCGCGUAGGCGAUGGGAACGCAAGCAGCGUGCCAGAGACCGUUCUGUCAAGUUCCAGGGGCACAUGCCGGUCAUUCUUGAUAAGCAAUCAACUCUAGACCGAAAGAAAAAGAAUUUCUCGUUUAGCAGGAAGUUCCCCUUCAUGAAGAGCAAAGACGAUAAAUCCGAGGAUGGCUCCGAUCAGGAACGAACGCCCACCACACCUGAGAAUGAGAACGAUCCCACCCCAUUCAUGCUGUGCUACACCCAGGACGACACUAACACUGAAGGCAGCGAAGAGAACGUGCUUUCGUACGAGGCCGUGCAGCAGUUGACGAUACAGUAUACGCGUCCUGUGAUUGUUCUCGGACCACUCAAGGAUCGCAUCAAUGAUGAUCUCAUCUCCGAAUUCCCUGAUAAAUUUGGCAGCUGUGUUCCACACACAACUAGGAGUAGAAGAGAAUAUGAAGUGGACGGACGAGAUUAUCAUUUCGUAGCGUCGAGGGAACAAAUGGAGAGGGACAUACAAAAUCAUUUGUUCAUAGAGGCCGGACAAUAUAACGACAAUCUUUACGGAACAUCCGUUGCGUCUGUACGAGAAGUGGCUGAAAAGGGCAAGCACUGUAUUCUUGAUGUGAGUGGGAAUGCUAUCAAGAGGUUACAAGUAGCACAACUUUAUCCUAUUGCCAUCUUCAUCAAGCCAAAAUCGGUGGAGUCUGUUAUGGAGAUGAAUAAGAGGAUGACCGAAGAGCAGGCGAAGAAGACGUACGAGCGUGCUCUCAAGAUGGAACAAGAAUUUGGUGAAUAUUUUACUGCCGUCGUUCAAGGAGACACUCCCGAGGAAAUCUAUGUGAAAGUGAAGGAAGUCAUUUCCGAGCAAUCAGGACCGAACAUCUGGGUUCCCUGCAGGGACCAGCAGCUGUGACGUCCUGCCCCCCACGCUCAGCACAGGCCCAAUGCCUGGACCCUGCCACCGAGGCGACAAGCUUAGUUAUUCACGAUAAAUAUGAUUAAGUGAUGCUCUAACAUCCUUUCCUUAUCCCUUCUUCCCUCCCGUGUCCCAUAUCCAUGUAGCACAAAGUCCCUACUUAAGACGCGUAACACGACGUAAAUCGCCGCAGAGAAUUUAAGCCGAAAGAAUACUUAAAAAUCAUGGGAUACACGAUAUCAUCAACCAUUUCCCCGCGAAGAACUGAUAAAGUCAGUUGGAAUGCGUGAUUUAUUCUCUUCUAAGUUUAAAAUCUAAUGAAAGAUUGUUAAGAGGGAAAUGAGGAAAACUAAGCAUUCGGGCGUGCUCAUCGUGUUGAAUUUUAUUGUGACCGAUGUUUCUGAUAACAAAAAAUGACGGAGAGAAAUUCGUAACUUUUAUCGCAUGAUCGUCGAUUAUUCGUGUGUGUGAUUGUCUCUAAUUUUAUUAAUUAACCUCGCGAAAGAAUUCAGAGGCGUUGUAUGUAUGUACAAUUGCUCGAGAAGAUUAGAUCGGCGUAUGCCGAAACCGAAUUGGCGAGCAAUUCAAGAUGCGAGCGCUUUUUCGGUCAUACUCGGGCACGGUAUUUUUUAAUGUACUUAAGCGCAGUUAGCGCGCCGAGAACGUCGAGCGAAUUCGACAAACUCGACUCGAAAAAUGGGGGGAACCGCGAAUAGGAAAAGAAAACCGUAGCCCCAGCGACGUUGUGUAUGUGUUAAUGAACCUCACAGGAUUAAAAGAAAUAGUAAAAAAAAAA